GGCCCGCGGGCCUCGGCAUGGGGAGGACGGAAAAUCAGGGCACGGCCACAUGGCUUGGGUGGGCUCGGGCCAGACUGAGCUGAGCUGAGCUGCGCUGCUCGGGAGAGGCCGGCUCGCCUCUCCCUUGUUUUAACCGUGGAGUAGGAGCUCCGGUGCCCGCCCUGGGGGCGCGUCCCCAGGCACUCCCGCGUUGAGGUUUUGUCUGGCUGGCUCUGACUGUGCAGUCUCGAGCGUCCGUGGGGGUGGGAAGGGGCCCGGGAGACGGCAGAUUCUGCCUUGCUCUUAAGGAGCCAGCGUGCGGGGAACGUGGAGCUGCGGGGGAUUUCCCACCGCGGGGCGCUGGGUGCACUAGGAACGGGGGCUCGCCUUCGGCGAGCCGGGGAGUGCGGGAGAGCUCCGGAGGAUGGGGGACAGUGGCGUGCUCAGGCCUGCUGUUGUUUCCUGUGUGCUGCCCGCGGGGCCGGAUCCCGCAGGGGCGGUGCGGAGCGGCCACGUGGGGGAUGGCCGGGGGCUUCCCGGGCUCGGUGUCCACCUGCUGGGGUGGCGGGAAGGGGAUGGGCCACGGGGGAAGUCGAAUUGGGCACCAGUCUUCUUACAGUGCAACGGAGGGCUGGCAAGUUAUUACAAAUGGAAAGAGUUUCUUGGUGUUGAAUGAACAGAGAUUUGCAAAAGAGAUUCUUCCCAAAUACUUCAAGCAUAACAACAUGGCAAGCUUUGUCAGACAGUUAAACAUGUAUGGCUUCCGUAAAGUUGUCCAUGUUGAUUCUGGAAUUGUCAAACUGGAGCGAGAUGGUCCUGUAGAGUUUCGUCAUGCGUAUUUUAGGCAGGGCCGGGAGGACUUGCUGGAACAUAUUAAAAGGAAGGUUUCUUCUUCGAGACCUGAAGAAAACAAGAUACGUCAGGAAGAUCUCUCUCAAAUAAUAUGCAGUGCUCAAAAGGUGCAGAUUAAACAAACAACUAUUGAAUCUCAGUUGACUCUUUUGAAGAGAGAGAAUGAAUCCCUUUGGAGGGAAGUGUCAGAACUGAGAGCAAAACACUUGCAACAGCAGCAAGUUAUUCGAAAGAUUGUACAAUUCAUUGUUACCUUGGUGCAGAAUAACCAACUAGUGAGCCUAAAACGCAAGAGGCCUCUACUUCUGAAUACUAAUGGACCUACAAAGUCGAAUGUAUUUCAGAAAAUUGUGAAAGAACCAGCUGACAGUAGCCACCAUGUACCUCUCAACAGAAAUGAGGGCUUAAAACAAAGGGAACAGAUUUCAGAUGACAUUGUUAUUUAUGAUGUCACUGAGGAUGUGGGUGAGGAAGAACAUCCCAUGGCUGAUGAAGAAAAUCUUCCUGUUACACCAGAAACAAGUGAAGAUACCACUUCAGAUUCUUCCAACUGUAGCUGUAGCUACCACUCUCCCGAUAUUGUAAUUGUGGAAGAUGAUAAUGAAGAUGAAUAUGCCCCUGUAAUUCAAGGGGAUAAAAGCACUGAAUCAGUUGCUGUCCCAGGUAAUGAUCCAGUCAGCCCUGCCAGUGACAGCACAAACCCACUCAUGUCAAGUGCUGUACAGCUGAAUAACCAGUCAACUUUAACUGCAGAAGACCCAGUGUCUGUGAUGGAUUCCAUACUCAAUGAAAAUGGAGUAAUUUCACAGAAUAUAAAUCUUCUUGGAAAAGUUGAACUUCUGGAUUAUCUGGACAGUAUCGACUGCAGUUUAGAGGACUUCCAGGCUAUGUUGUCAGGACGACAGUUCAGCAUAGAUCCAGAUCUCCUGGUUGAUCUUUUUACAAGUUCUGUGCAGAUGAAUCCCACAGAUCAUGAUCAUAUCACUAAUACCAAAACGGAGACAAAGGGAAAAGAAACUAACAAGAAUAAUGCCGGUCCAGCAGCUUCCCAGGAAAUGCAAGAUAAGCAGCUGAUACACUACACUGCGUUUCCACUCCUUGCAUUCCUCGAUGGGAACCCAGGCUCUGCUGUUGAGAGUGGGAGCUUCACAGCUGAAACUCCUUCCACUGCUGAAGGGGACGAGCUCCUGGAGAGCAGCCUGGAUCCCCAGCCCACCCAGAGCAAACUGGUGCGUCUGGAGCCACUGACAGAGGCAGAGGCGAGCGAAGCCACGCUGUUCUACCUGUGUGAACUUGCCCCAGCACCCAUGGACACAGACAUGUCCUUCCUGGAUAACUGAUGUGAGGGAGGCUCUGUAUAUAGCCAUGAAGAUGAACUAUUUAUUUAGAAUAUUGUUUGAGAGUUUUUUGUAAAUCACUGUUUUAUGUAACCAGGUAUGUGGAAUCUGAAGUACCUUUCCUAUCUUAUACAAGCAGUUGUUUAGCUAUGGAGUUAGACCAACCACCAGGCACAGCUGGCACUGCUGAGCCAGGCUGCUGCUGCACUGCUGUGAACACUUGGUGUUGCACACAUUGCUUGUACUGCAGGUAACCAACACUUGUCAAUAGUGAGCUUUGGUUUAUGGUUUCUUAUACUUCUUGUCUUACCUAUGAUGACAUAAACUAGUAGUGUAUGGUUAGGGAACACUGACUUUCUGUAUUUUGGGGUUUUUAUUUUUUACAUUUUGUUUUAACACACAUGAGGCUUUUUUGGGGUGGGGGGACCAGGACCUAAUGUAGGCUUAUUUUUCCCUGCUUCAACUGGGAACAAAGUGCCUGUACCUUGCUGAAUCUUGGUUCUGCCUUACUUUCACUUCAGUGGAAGUGCUUACACAUAGCACAAACUGGGGAAAAGUUCUUGACAGCUGCCAGGCCCCAUGACUGCAUGAGUACUUUUAACUUGGACCAUCUAUGCUGACAAAAUAAAUGUUACUUAAGUGUGGUGUCUGUCAA
This is a messenger RNA of Parus major (Great Tit), 2823 nucleotides long. It is a transcript of the gene HSF2, whose product is annotated as heat shock transcription factor 2. The coding region runs from base 501 to 2171 and encodes 556 amino acids. Gene Ontology annotation, molecular function: DNA-binding transcription factor activity; sequence-specific DNA binding. Gene Ontology annotation, biological process: regulation of DNA-templated transcription. The record is from RefSeq and is a predicted model, not a curated record. NCBI's taxonomy places the organism in Eukaryota, Metazoa, Chordata, Aves, Passeriformes, Paridae. The transcript has 13 exons.